Odobenus rosmarus divergens (Pacific walrus) is the source of this 1894-nucleotide messenger RNA. RefSeq names its product zinc finger and BTB domain containing 45 (gene ZBTB45). The coding region runs from base 1 to 1536 and encodes 511 amino acids. Gene Ontology annotation, biological process: regulation of cytokine production; regulation of immune system process; negative regulation of transcription by RNA polymerase II. The record is from RefSeq and is a predicted model, not a curated record. Gene Ontology annotation, molecular function: protein binding. NCBI's taxonomy places the organism in Eukaryota, Metazoa, Chordata, Mammalia, Carnivora, Odobenidae. The transcript is spliced from 2 exons.
AUGGCGGCGGCAGAGGCGGUGCACCACAUACACCUGCAGAACUUCUCCCGCUCGCUGCUCGAGACUCUCAACGGGCAGCGGCUGGGCGGUCACUUCUGCGACGUGACUGUGAGGAUCCGCGAGGCUUCGCUGCGUGCACACCGCUGUGUGUUGGCUGCUGGCUCGCCCUUCUUCCAGGACAAGCUGCUGCUCGGCCACUCGGAGAUCCGCGUGCCGCCGGUGGUGCCCGCGCAGACGGUGCGCCAGCUCGUCGAGUUCCUCUACAGCGGCUCGCUUGUGGUGGCACAGGGCGAAGCCCUGCAGGUGCUCACGGCCGCGUCGGUGCUGCGCAUCCAGACGGUCAUAGACGAAUGCACGCAGAUCAUUGCCCGCGCCCGCGCCCCGGUGCCGGGCGCGCCCGCACCCCUACCCACGCCGGUGCCCCCACCGCUUGCGCCCGCGCAGCUACGCCACCGCCUGCGCCACCUGCUUGCCGCGCGACCCCCGGGCCACCCCGGUGCCGCGCAUAGCCGCAAGCAGCGCCAGCCAGCGCGCCUGCAGCUGCCCGCGCCCACUGCGCCCACCAAGGCCGAGGGGUCGGACGUCGACCCCGCCCUCCCGGCGCCCCCGGACGACGGCGGCGAUGGCGACGAGGAGACCGAUGACGAAACCGACGGCGAGGACGGCGAAGGCGGCGGCCCGGGAGAGGGCCAGGCGCCCCCUUCCUUCCCCGACUGCGCCGCCGGCUUCCUCACCGCCGCCCCUGACAGCGCGUGCGAGGAGCCGCCUGCACCCGCCGGCCUCGCUGACUACGGCGGCGCCGGGAGGGACUUCCUUAGGGGGGCGUCGGCUGCCGAGGACGUGUUCCCGGAGAGCUACGUGUCUGCUUGGCAAGAUGAGGAUGGCACCGCCGCGGAAGCCUGUCCCACCGAGACCCCGGCUCCGCCUGACUGCGUCCUGUCCGGAUCCCGCGUCCCCGGCGUGAAGACCCCGGGGCCCCCAGUCUCGCUUUUCCCGUUUCAUCUGGGCGCUCCUGGGCCACCUGCACAACCUUCUCCCGCGCCCUCCGGCUCUGCUCCUGCACUCUCCUCCGCCUUCUACCCCGCGCUCCAGCCAGAUGCAGCCCCCAGCGCGCCUCCGGGGGAGGCACCGGCCCCGCCCGCCGCUCCCGCCGUGGCCCCCUCCGCCACCCCUGCCCGAGCCCCGGGUGCCGCCGAGCCACCUGCCUAUGAGUGCAGUCACUGCCGCAAGACGUUCAGCUCGCGGAAAAACUACACCAAGCACAUGUUCAUCCACUCGGGGGAGAAGCCCCACCAGUGCGCCGUGUGCUGGCGAUCUUUCUCACUGCGCGACUACCUGCUGAAGCAUAUGGUCACACACACAGGCGUGCGCGCCUUCCAAUGCGCUGUCUGCGCCAAGCGCUUCACGCAGAAGAGCUCACUCAACGUGCACAUGCGCACGCACCGGCCCGAGCGCGCGCCCUGCCCCGCCUGCGGCAAGGUCUUCUCACACCGCGCGCUGCUCGAGCGCCACCUGGCCGCGCACCCUGCGCCCUGAUCCAGUUCUGGGCCUGGCUACGCCCACCGCAGGACUGACCACGCUCCCGCGCAGUCGGCCACCCUCUGCCGGGUUAGGGACCUCCCGUGGAACUAGGCCACAACCACCACGGGACCGGUAACAUCCCUGCCUAGACGCCUGGACCACACUCCCACCACCAAACCGCACCUUCCCCAGAGCGCAGGCCUUCCCUCUGCUUCCGCCCUUUCCCCCAGACCUGACCAGGGGUCCAGCCUGCCUUACUCCUCUCCUCCCUCGUACUUAGACCCUCCUGACGGUGGCAGGCUGAGGCUGGGUUUGGUCAGGGACCCGACCACCCCUGAGAACUGGAUCAUCUCCAGCCUAAACUCAGAGACCC